GAACGAUAAAUUUCACUUGCCUCCCUGAAAUGAGACGUGGUGAAGAACUCACAGUAACACUUUUGUGUUCAGAGCAGGUCUGACCAUCAGGAACCACCCUCUCCUAUAAGGAGUCUCCUCAAGGCUUGCUCUCUGCCCACCCUUUGUUAAAGCUUCCAGAACACUCUAGAAUAACUGGUCCUCCGACUCCCUGUGCUUUAUCCAUCUCAAGGACAGUCCAUAUUGAUGAGAAGUUUCUUAUCAACUAUCCCCAGGAACAGAGAUGAACAUUCCCUGCUCAGCGUACCGAGAGUUCUGAUUACAAAACAGCCCCUUCUCUGUAAACCUGCCCACCCGCGGCAGGCAGGCGUGUCUCCUCCUUAUAAAGCUGGAAGGCCGGGGCAGCCCCGCAGGACACUGCUCUCCACAUCUGGAGCGCUCCUCCUGGGCUGUAGCCCGAAUGCGCGCAACUUGUAGCCUGCGUUCAAGAACCGCUGCUUCCCAUGGCCCAAAGAAAACCCGUGUGGCCUCUGCUGGCAGCCCAUGGUCUCUAGCUUCCUUCUGCUUACUGCAAGUCCUCCCUGUUGACCAUCCCAUCUACACCACACCCCAGUAGGGCUUCCAGCUCAGACCAGACCCCAUGGAUCCACUGGAGAAAUGGAAUGCGGCAUUGAAUUCCGGGUCUCCCCGGCUGACCAUUACUGCGGCCUCCCAAGAGGUCAUGAUGGUCUCUGAGCCUUGUUCCUCCCAGCAGCUCAGGAUGAGCUUCAGCGAGCUGAGCCCAGGUGCAGGUCCCAGUGCCUCUGCGCCUCUGCCCGAGGGGCUGGUUCAGCAGCAUUACAGGGAGGAGAAGAGUCUGCUGAGGCAAAGGCGCUGGGAGAGGCUGGGGUUAUCUCAGAAGAAGAAGGCGUCCCCGGGCCACGUGAGACGCAGGCACCGCGACCAUAUGGCUCCUUACGCAGUGGAAAGGAACACCGGAUCUUCUCCAGAUGACAGAGCUCAGAAUCGGAUCCGAUGUGAAUGUCGAUACUGCCAGGGCCACGGGCCAUCCACGGGGAUUUCAGGGGAAGGAAAUGCCACCGCCAGUUCUUCCUCUUGGGAGUCGCUGGUACAGGGCCUCAGUGGCUUGACCCUCAGCAUGGGCACCAACCAGCCUAGCCUUCUGCCAGAGGGGGCGCAGCAGCAGCAGCAGCCACCUGAAGAGAGGUGCCCACGGGAGAGGCAGCAGGAAAACAAGAAGAUGUUCCAGAGGCUGCUCAAGCAGUGGCUGAAAGACAACUGAGAUGGUGAUCCUCAUGGGACAGAGACUGAAGGGAGGCAGACGUGCUGUGUGGUCAGCUUCUGGACUCGUGUCCCUCUUGGGCACAGUGAGCAUUCUUCUUAGGACUCCCUAACCCUGUGCUGACCAGAAUCCUCUUGGCAUGACAGUUCGUUCGCUCCCGGGAAGUCUGUCAUCUCUCCUGCCAGCUGUUGUAGGACAGUCGUGAGGCAUUCUGGGACAUGGGAAACAGCAUAUCGGUGGUCCUCAACUCAUCACAUGUGGUCACUUUCUCCACCUGGCUCUCCAUCUUUGCUCUCUACCUUGUGCCAGUAAGAUGUAAGCUGUCUCUGUGGUAUGACUGCCUUGUCGAUGUCCAUGUGCUUUUGUGCCAUUUUAUUGACUGUCAGCCAGGAGCAGCUUUCUGUCAGUUUGAAGUGGCAGGAUGUGACACUGAGAUCCGGGUUCAAGAAUCUGCUUUGGAACACAAGUGUGGGAAAGGGAUGUCGAUUUGGACUCUAGUGGGUCACCAUUGUACUGUCUGUGUAAAGUAUUAUGACUAUGAUAAACUAACUGUGAGUAAAUGUUUCUCUGCUCCUUAGCAAUUGCGUGUUCUCCCACGCAGGACUUUUUCAUAACAUCACCAAUACCAAAUAAACGUGCACAUGAAAGGAAA
This is a messenger RNA of Dipodomys spectabilis (banner-tailed kangaroo rat), 1913 nucleotides long. Its product is annotated as protein FAM156A/FAM156B-like. The record is from RefSeq and is a predicted model, not a curated record. NCBI's taxonomy places the organism in Eukaryota, Metazoa, Chordata, Mammalia, Rodentia, Heteromyidae. Bases 620 to 1261 code for a protein of 213 amino acids. Gene Ontology annotation, biological process: epigenetic programing of female pronucleus. Gene Ontology annotation, cellular component: nucleus. The transcript is spliced from 2 exons.